Molecule: messenger RNA, 513 nt
Organism: Sipha flava (yellow sugarcane aphid)
Lineage: Eukaryota; Metazoa; Arthropoda; Insecta; Hemiptera; Aphididae
Product: craniofacial development protein 2-like
Exons: 1
Coding region: 1-513 (170 amino acids)
Biological process (GO): chromatin remodeling
Cellular component (GO): nucleus
Source: RefSeq, a predicted model, not a curated record
AUGAAAAAAGAAGAUAAUACAAUAUUCUAUAACGGAAGAAAGGAUGAAAGACAUGAAAAUGGUGUGAGAUUUAUAGUGAAUGACGAUACACUACCACAAGUAAAAGGAUUCACGGCAGUGAAUGACAGGUUAUGCUAUAUUCGAAUCGCUGGUCCCAUUUUCGAUGUUAUUAUAAUAAACGCAUAUGCGCCAACUGAAGAGAAAGAAGAAUAUCUUAAAAAUAAAUUCUACGAUGAUUUAGAGAAAAUAAUUGACACAACAACAAACAGCUGUAUCAAAAUACUAAUAGGUGAUUUUAAUGCAAAAAUAUGGAAGGAGGAUAUGUACAGACCCACGAUUGGACUGAAUGACUUACACGACGUAAGUAACGAUAAUGGAACCAGGUUGAUCAAUCUGUGUUUAGCAAAAGGAUUUAACCUUAGUAGUACAUACUUCACAAGGAAGGACAUACAUAAACAAACUUGGAUAGCACCUAGUGCAGCGUCUCUCAAACUGUGGGUCGCGACCCCCUAG